AUGAAACACUGUUGGCUAAAUCCCCAGGAGUCAGUGGAGAAGUGCCAGACUCAGCUAUUCGAGGCACAGAAUCUGAAUGUCCAGCAGCAGAUUAUCCUGGAGAACGAGAGGAGGACUUCCAGGCAGAUGGUGCAGGAGGUUCAGGCAGCUGUGGAGGUGAUUGGACGUCUGGAGGAUGAGAAGAUCAGAGGGCAGACUGAAAGGGCUCGACUGGAGAUCAAUUGGGACACGUCACAGGCUGAGAGGAGUUUUCUGAUGGACCAGGCGAGGACUUUGAAGCUGGAGAAUGUGGCGCUGAAGCGGAGGACUGAGCUCCUGGAGGGAAAACUCCAGGAGGGACACCUGAGGGAGAAGAAGAUCGAGGGAAAGGUCGAGGAUCUCAAGCACCAGGUCACUGCCCUACAGGCUGUCAUUAAAAAUAAUAUUGAAAAAUUGAAGAAAGAACAAACGCAAUUGUUCGAAUUCUUCCAAAAUCUCGGGGAGAUGAAUUCAAAGGUUGAGAGGAUCAGUCGAUCCAUCCUAAUGAACACCAGGAAAGUCAAGGACGAGAGUCAGGAGCUGAAGGAGAAGCUGGAGAUGACGGAGAUGCUGCAGGUGCCCCUGGAGACCCCUCCCAAUAUUUCCAAUACCUCAAAUGAACUGAUAGAAUUCUCCGAAAAAUUCCGUGUGAAUCAGGAAAUAGAUGACAGACUCACGGAGCUCUGCGCCAGGAUAUCCUCCACUUGUCUCCAGACCCAUCAGACCCCAUAGACAAAGACAGAUGUGGUAAUGAUGAA
Messenger RNA from Fopius arisanus, 776 nucleotides. RefSeq lists its product as uncharacterized. The coding region runs from base 1 to 750 and encodes 249 amino acids. The transcript is spliced from 4 exons. The record is from RefSeq and is a predicted model, not a curated record. NCBI's taxonomy places the organism in Eukaryota, Metazoa, Arthropoda, Insecta, Hymenoptera, Braconidae.